Messenger RNA from Periophthalmus magnuspinnatus, 1545 nucleotides. RefSeq names its product calcium-binding protein 8. Bases 101 to 946 code for a protein of 281 amino acids. Lineage: Eukaryota; Metazoa; Chordata; Actinopteri; Gobiiformes; Gobiidae. Gene Ontology annotation, molecular function: calcium ion binding. The record is from RefSeq and is a predicted model, not a curated record. The transcript has 6 exons.
AGGAGCGCCGCUGUACCUGGCACACUGAGGCUUUGUGGAUACCGAUGCUGAUGUGGGCUCUCGGGCUGGGAUAUACUGCUAAUACGAUCGCAGGCUGAGGAUGGAGGAGGAGCUGACUGAAGCAGAGCACCCCAACAUGGAGGGCACUACUGUCCCACCAAAGACAGGCACGUACCCCGAGGUGAACGGAGACCUGCCUGGGCACCCUUACCUGCUGGAUGGGAUAAUGGAGAGCCCUGAGAGAGAGCUACAAUAUCCCGAAGAGUAUAAUGAGAGUCUGGGGGAGAAGAUGCCUUUCCACCAUGUGACGGCUGGUCUGCUCUACAAAGGCAACUAUCUGAGCCGCUCCCUCAGUGACAGUGACAGUGACGUACUGGCCAGCAUCUCUGUGGAGGAGCUCGAUGAGAUCCGUGAGGCGUUCAAAGUGCUGGAUCGAGAUGGGAAUGGCUUCAUCUCCAAACAGGAGCUGGGGAUGGCCAUGCGGUCACUGGGGUACAUGCCCAGUGAGGUGGAGCUGGCUAUUAUCAUGCAGAGACUGGACAUGGACGGUGAUGGGCAAGUGGAUUUUGAAGAGUUCAUGACGAUCCUUGGACCCAAACUCCUCUCAUCAGAAACAAGAGAGAGUUUCCUCGGCAGCACAAUAGACACCAUCUUCUGGCAGUUCGACAUGCAGCAGAUCACACUGGAGGAGCUCAAACAUAUUCUGUUCUACGCCUUCCGUGACCACCUGACCAUGAAGGACAUCGAGAACAUCAUCAUCAACGAAGAAGAGUCCCUCAAGGAGAACGCCGGCAACUGUCAGACAGAGUUUGAGGGAGUGCACCCGUCUAAAAAGAACCGCCAGACGUGCGUGAGGAAGAGUCUGAUAUGCGCCUUCGCCAUGGCCUUCAUCAUCAGCGUCAUGCUCAUCGCUGCCAAUCAGAUGCUGCGGAAUGGCAUGGAGUAACGCAGGAGUGACCACACCCACUGCUCCACGUUCCCAUAACAACUCGAGACGUUUCCAGUGUCCACCCAGUCUCCAAUGAAAACUGUGAAGCCAGCACGAGGAGUGGAAGUAAAGCUCCUCCCCCUUUCCUUUUGAUAGGGAACCUCAAGGGCUGACACUCACAUCACUGUCACUGUUGAUGCAAUAAUUAGACUGACCCAUUCUCAGUGUAGGGGCUUCCAGCAGGGGUCACCAUCACCACACUGCAGCAUGGAGGGGCAUAGGUGGACCUCUCAUUAUACAAGCUGGAGAGGAUGAUGGGACAGUGGACCAAGAUCCCAGUAACUUUCAGUUUUCAGCUUGAGAAAAUGCAAGGUGCUGCCAUCAGCUUAUCUGUCCAACAAACCCAAACGAAAAUGUCAAGUAGCUGGAGAGGUUGAGGCAGCAGUCAGCAAGUUUGAAUAUAAGUGGGAAAGUCUGUAUACUGGAAAACCCCAAGACAUACAUUGUUAUCUAGAUAGUGUUUCAUUUAAGAAAAAGUUCACCCUUACAUUAUUUCAAAUCAGUAGGAACAUCUCAUGCACAGAGUGAGAAUGCUACCAGUGGUGGAAGAAGUCCUC